This is a messenger RNA of Knipowitschia caucasica, 1110 nucleotides long. The record is from the annotation of a GenBank genome assembly. Lineage: Eukaryota; Metazoa; Chordata; Actinopteri; Gobiiformes; Gobiidae.
AUGAGAUAUUUCCACAGAUAUUUCCACAGAUACUUCCACAGAUACUUCCACAGAUACUUCCACAGAUACUUCCACAGAUACUUCCACACAUACUUCCACAGAUACUGCCACAGAUACUUCCACAGAUACUUCCAUACAUACUUCCACAGAUACUUCCACACAUACUUCCACAGAUACUUCCACAGAUACUUCCACACAUACUUCCACAGAUAUUUCCACAGAUACUUCCACACAUACUUCCACAGAUACUGCCACAGAUACUUCCACAGAUACUUCCACACAUACUUCCACAGAUACUUCCACAGAUACUUCCACACAUACUUCCACAGGUACUUCCACACAUACUUCCACAGAUACUUCCACAGAUACUUCCACACAUACUUCCACAGAUACUUCCACAGAUACUUCCACACAUACUUCCACAGAUACUUCCACAGAUACUUCCACACAUACUUCCACAGGUACUUCCACACAUACUUCCACAGAUACUGCCACAGAUACUUCCACAGAUACUUCCACACAUACUUCCACAGAUACUUCCACACAUACUUCCACAGAUACUUCCACAGAUACUUCCACACAUACUUCCACAGAUACUUCCACAGAUACUUCCACAGAUACUGCCACAGAUACUUCCACAGAUACUUCCACAGAUACUUCCACACAUACUUUCACAGAUACUUUCACAGAUACUUCCACAGAUGCUUCCACAGAUACUUCCACAGAUACUUCCACACAUACUUCCACAGAUACUUCCACAGAUACUUCCACAGAUACUUCCACAGAUACUUCCACAGAUACUUCCACACAUACUUUCACAGAUACUUCCACAGAUACUUCCACACAUACUUCCACAGAUACUUCCACAGAUACUUCCACACAUACUUCCACAGAUACUUCCACACAUACUUCCACAGAUAUUUCCACAGAUACUUCCACACAUACUUCCACAGAUACUGCCACAGAUACUUCCACAGAUACUGCCACAGAUACUUCCACAGAUACUUCCACACAUACUUCCACACAUACUUCCACAGAUACUUCCACAGAUACUUCCACACAUACUUCCACAGAUACUUCCACACAUACUUCCACAGAUAUUUCCACUGA